Molecule: messenger RNA, 4745 nt
Organism: Cylas formicarius (sweet potato weevil)
Lineage: Eukaryota; Metazoa; Arthropoda; Insecta; Coleoptera; Brentidae
Exons: 11
Coding region: 280-4008 (1242 amino acids)
Biological process (GO): regulation of focal adhesion assembly; positive regulation of stress fiber assembly
Cellular component (GO): stress fiber
Molecular function (GO): myosin II head/neck binding
Source: RefSeq, a predicted model, not a curated record
AUAUUAGUUAGCGGUUCGACUAAUGUUUCAGUGAUCGUUACCUUGUUGAACACGGUUUGUCGUCGGUAAAUACAGUUUCCCCCGUUUCCCGAGGUUGUCGCCUGUCAGAAAAGUGCUGCAGUGGUUCACGAAUGAAUCCAAACCAUCGAACUCUCAUCCAUAUUUACGGUUGAGACACAAAUGUGAAUCAGUGCUUUAAAAAAAAAUCUACAGCAGCUGAUUUUUUUACCCGAAAGAAAAAUCAAAACAAUAAGCAUGAAAUUUUAAAAGCGAGGAAAUAUGGACGGUCACAAUCAUGAUAAGGAAAGCUACGACAGAAGGAAUUCGAAUACCGAAUACGUCCCAACGAAAUGCCGAAUCACGAGACCACCGCCACCGAAACCAGCGACAAACCCGAUGCAAUUCGUCAAAGUUGCACCGUGUCCUUUGUCCCAAAAGGCUCAGGAACAGAUAAAGAAGGUCGAGGAAAUCAAGAAAGAGAGGAAGGAAAUUCGAGACGAAACUGAAGACUGGCAACAGAAUUUGGACAAUUGGAAGAGCAGCAGACGAAAACGGCAAGAGCACAUAAUAGAACGAGUGGUCGAGGUGAAAAAAUUGACUGAACAAGAGGAAUUUGAAAGGUCGCGAAGAAAGAGCAAGACGUUUAGUGAAAUGAUAGAGGAAAGGAAAGAAAAAGGUCGCCCUAAAUUUACAAUACCGAUAUACGAUGACGAAUCGAAUGAUUUAAGCGAUUACGGUAUAGGUAGUAGUAGUUCGAAAACGAACAGCAUCAAAGAUGUCGAUACGGACGACAGCUGUAGCAUUUUGGACGAAAAGGACCACCAAUCUUUCGACUCAACGGGCAACAAAGACACGUCGAGUAAUUCAAACCAAAGUCAAAGCGAAGACGAAACAAACAAUCUUACGAAAAAAAGCGAACAUGUAAAUCGACAGUACUUAAAUAACAUUACAGCCAAUUCAACUCCGGUUAGACCUUCGAAACCUAAACCGAAUGUUCCGAACAAGGCUUCCAGUUUAAAUUUCGAUAAUAAAUUUAACGAUUUUAACACGAACAAAGAACCGAUAGAACAAUAUACGUACGAAGGCGCGAUACAGGAUUACCGAUCGAGAAUCCAAUCGAAAAUUAAGGUGGACGAAUCGAUUUUCACCAAAAACAGAGACGUUAUUAAAUCGAAGGAAUACUCUGAAGCGCAGAGCGUUUUACCGAAAGGCGAAAUUUCAAAACGAAAAGGUUUGUUCGAGGUGGAUAAACCUCUGGAAAUCAAUCACAUGGAAACCCACAGUUUUCGCCGUUUAAGCGAGGAUUUCGCCAACGCGAGGAGCAUCAAAGAUAGACUCAAAAGUUUAGAAAGAUCCACCGACCAAUCAAUUAAAAGUGUGGAUAAAAGUGACAUACAAAUAUCUGUAAAGCAAAGAUUAAUGGAUUUCAAUACGCAAGCCGAUAAUGAGAAUAAUAAUGUAGAAAAAUCCAAACCAAACAAGAUAAGCAACUAUCUGUUAGAUAAGUCGAACGGGUCGGUGGCAUUUGAAAAUCAAAAACCAAGAUCGAUUUGUAAAUCGGAAAGGAGUGUUAGUCCUGAAGCCGAGAUGUAUCUGAACAAGUUGAAUAUGUUUAAUAGAGAUCUGGAUAAUUUAAUGGGCGGCAAAUCGAUAGAGGACAACCUCGGUGACUAUUGCAAUUCCAGUACCAAUUACCCGCCUUCUUUAUCUUCAGUAGAGUUGACUGAUAGAGAAGAUAGCGGGAUUCACACUGCCGACGUAUCAUGUUCAGUCAGUCAAGCUGAUGAACCUACUGAUACGGAGACCGAAGCCGUUUCAAAUGCUAUACCGAAAUGCAUAGAGAAACUAAAAAUAUCGGAGGAGGCUAAUGCUAUAAACCAAAUCGUUGAAGAACCCCAAGUAAACGACGAUGAAAUUAAUAAUUCGAGUAGUCAGCGAAACGUACUGUCUCGAGAUGUUAUUAACAGCACUAAAGAAUUUUUGGAAGAUCUUAUCCGAGACGCGACGGAAAACAUUAAAUUUCAGAAGUGGGAUGGACAAACUAAAAAAAAUAUUAACGUUCAAAAGAAAGAACAAAGUUUACCAGAAGAAGUACCGUCUUCCGCAGCAGUACCUGAAUCAUUUUUAUUACCAAAGACUGUAAUAUAUGAAAAUAUCGAGCUUAAACCGUAUCCAAAUAAUUUACCUGUAGAUUUCAUAACGGCAGACUUUUCUUUGUCGACAAAAAAACUAGAGCCUCCCAAAGUUAAACCGCCGCCACCGCCGCCUCCAGAAGAUGAACAAAAUCACGUCCCCAAACCGGUCAAAAGGAUCAACUCUACUAAACGUAUCAAAAAAGAAAUCCACAGCAAAAGAUCGAGUUUCUUAGGUUUGGACGAUACAAAUAUCGACUUAAUCGAUCCCGACGUGUUAGUCGAAAAACCGCCCGACAUAAAUUCGUUUUUGCAAAAAGAAUCUAAGUUGGAAAAGUCUUUGUACAAGAAAAUGCAGGAAGAGAAUCGUAGCGGUCUUCUGAGUAAAGUGGAAAGUCAAGAUUCUGGACUCGAUAUCGAUAGGGGAAGAUUGUCGAGUGACACUUGGUGUAGCAGUAUUGGUGACUCCAGUACGCCAAGCCACGAACGUCAAGACAGUGAGCAUACGAACAGUAUAACGUCGGAGGAGGAUGAAAUUACCAAAAAGGAACGUGAAAUAAUCGAAAUGGUGGAAAAGGAGGAAAAAUCGAGAGACAAUUCGGACGUGGUUAAUCUGACGAAGACUGCCGUUGCACCUAAAUGCGAAAAUUUUGAGCCCACUUUGGGAAGCGAACAAUUCAACAGUCCGUAUUUUCCUCAGUCUUCGCCAGAUUUCUUGGAAGACCACGAUUCGGAAGUGCUUAAGGUCGAGCAGGAGUUGAGACAACUCGAACGAGAAGAGUUGGAGAGACAAAGAGAAAAUCGUUUAUUCCAAGAAAGUCGUAACCGAGCAAGACUUCAAAACAAUAGACAUUCUUUGGAAAAUAUAUGCGACGAUUAUCACACAUAUGUCAAUACUGACUACAGGAAGUCCAUGCCUGAACUCCAACAUCUUCCUUUGGAAUUUCGGAAAUCGAUCGGUGACGUGACUUCCGCUUAUUAUGAAAGAUCGGAAGAGAUUCAUUAUCGUAAAUCGAUGCCCGAUAUACAGCACGCUUAUCACGCUUCAGCUGACAGAAGAACGCUGAUUACCAACAAUCUACCAGCUAUUGACCAUAGAAAAUCUAUGCCGGAGCUACAACACGACGCUAGAAGAUCGGCUUUUAUAUCCCCACCACCUGUUAAUAGACAACCAAUUAUGCCUAAACCGCUGAGAACUCAACCAAAGCCCAGAAUUCUAACCAAGCCCAGCCUGAAAGCUCUGAGCGCCGUGCCUAGGCCCAGGCACAACGACAACUGGAUUCAGCCCAAGGCUAAUCCAGAAGUCAAGAAUUAUAAUCAACACUGGGUAUUUCAGGAAGCUGAACUUAGAAGAUUGUCUGAGCAACACCAGAAAAAUGCGCCAGCCCCUAAAAAUUGGCAGCAACAUUCUCGGCAAGAGAAACCAUUGCCAGACUCAGUGAUCCACACGAUCACACAGAGGGUACAGAAUCGAACCAGCGCUAAUGAACGUAUCCAAGCGCUCAGGAGACCUGACGUAGUCAACAAAGAAUACAGUCCCAAACCCUACAUCAAUCAUUCCCAAACUAUGGGUCACGCCAUGCCUUCAGUACCUUACUCACCACCUGCAAAAUUGGACGACAGUUUGCAAGAUCGUAUGCUCAGCGUUAGUGGGAAAAAGAAAUGCUCCUACUGCAACAAUGAAUUAGGUCGUGGAGCAGCCAUGAUAAUCGAAAGCUUAUGUUUAUUUUACCACAUGGAAUGUUUUAAGUGUUGCGUGUGUCGCAUACAGUUAGGCGAUGGGCGUAUGGGUACCGACGUGAGGGUUCGAAAUCAAAAACUCCACUGCCAUAACUGUUUUUCGAGCGACGAUGGCGUCAAAUUCAGUUGUGUUUAAAUCCCUGUAUAUAUAAAUAAUGAAGUUUGCCUUCAUUUUUCUUGUAAAUAUACGUUAUGUUGUAUUUAUGUUUUGUAUUAUAUAAAUAUAUGAAAUUAUUUGAUAAAUAUAGCUCUACGAUGAUGUUUAAAAUUUCGGUUUUUCAGUGAAAUUGUUAAUCGUUAAUGUUGGCAGCUGAAGACACUAAGUGAUAUAAAAUUGACAUUUGGGCGCUCUAAUGUUAGUAAGUUUUUCAGGUUAUUAUAAUUGAUAUGACUGAUUUUUACUAUCGAAAUUUUAUAAAAUAUUUAUAAAUGUAUUUGGGUGACAAUUUUGAAAUUUUUCUAUCGAACAAAGUACUAAUUUAUAGUUUAAGAUAUCUUUUUUGUUACUUAUCUCCCUAACCCAUUACGUUCAUAUAGGUAUUACGAACAUGUUUUGGGGGUUUCUGGAGACAAUAUUUCCAGGUGAAGCUCUUACUGAAAGCCAAUUACAUUUUCUAUUUAUUUGUUGAUUUUUUAUUUUACAACAUUCAAUCUAUAUCAAUAUACCAAAAUAAUAGGGACUUAGGUUUUGUGUAUACUAAAUAAUUGCCUCCUUGUAUUAUUAUUUAACAUUUGUUUAUUGUAUAAAAUACUAAAAAAUAAAAUUUAAUAUACAACUUGGUGCUCCAGAUUUUUGUUCCUGAACUAUUAUAGAAAACAGCCAUUUUCUUCUCACAUCACAUUCCUCCACCAAAUUUUUCACCUCCCUACUUC